AUGACUCAUAACCAAGUGGAAGCUAAACGAAAACAGGAAGAAGAAAGAAAAAAAGAAGAGGAGAGGAAGAAAAAGUUGGAAGAGGAAAAAGAAGCAAAAAGGCGGUUGAAGGAAGAGGAGAAAUUGAAGCUUGUUCGUUCAGUCAUUGCGCAGAAGAAGGCUCUGGCUCAAUGUGCAAAGGAAAAAGCAAUGGAAGAGAAGCGGUUACGAUUAGAGGAGGAAAAGAAACAAAAGGCAGCGGAAAAAGCUCGUAAAGCUGAGGAAGAACGCGAGAAACGGCUACAAGAACAGGCUGAAAAGGAGAGAUUAUUGAGAGAAGAACGGGAGCGGCAAGCUAGGGAGGAAGCUGAAAAGAAGCGAAAAGAAGAGGAAGAGCGGAAGCGUUUGGAGGAGAUCCGAGUAAAAGUUGAAGAAGAAAAGGCCAGAGAGUUGGAAAGACAACGACAAGCUCAACUGCGCGAGGAAGAGGAGAAAGCGGCGCAAUUGCUGGAAGAAGAGAUUUUGUUGGAAGAUCCUAGUGAGGUUCCACCAGAACGAAAAAUGGAGCUUGAGGUAGUGGCCUAA
Messenger RNA from Strongylus vulgaris, 564 nucleotides. NCBI's taxonomy places the organism in Eukaryota, Metazoa, Nematoda, Chromadorea, Rhabditida, Strongylidae. The record is from the annotation of a GenBank genome assembly.